ACCAGAAAACAAUGUAAACAGAGUCGGCACCUCACUGUGGACCAAGCAGCAUUUUGUGUGUCCAUUUUAAUUUUACAAAGGGUAAGGAGGUCAUCUGUACACUGAUCACUGAUCAAGUCAAAAACGAAGAAUGGUUCAUAUACAUGCAUGCAUAAGAUGGUGAAAUUAUAGAAUAGCAUCCAAUCAGAAAUUCACAAUGGCAUCGGAGGAGUUUCUCAAGCAGAGCAAGUUGCCGUCUGAUUACGAAGACAAGAAACAAAAGAUGUGUCAGUUUGUGACCAGAAAUGCUGACAAGAAAUGUGUACUUGUGACGUCAGGCGGGACCACUGUACCACUUGAGAGUCGCACCAUACGCUACAUUGAUAACUUCAGUGUUGGAACGAGAGGAUCAGCAUCUGCAGAAUAUUUUCUUGCUCAGGGUUAUGCAGUUCUGUUUCUUCAUCGUCACCGUUCCUUGGAGCCAUUUUCCAGGCAUCUGUCAAAGAUAAAUGUACUGGAUAUAGUAAAAUCAUCACGUAACACCCUAUCAGUCUCAGAGGAUUGGACAUCCAGGAUAUCUGCCAUACUGGAGAAAUACAACCAGGUGAAGAGUGGCGGAACCUUGUUACAGAUAGAGUUCACCACUGUGGGGGAAUAUAUCCACCUGCUAAAGGCAGCCGCUGAUGCUAUGAGACCUCUGGGGCCACGGGCCAUGCUGUAUCUGGCAGCCGCCGUGUCAGAUUUUUACAUUCCUACGGAUGAGAUGCCUGAGCACAAGAUCCAGUCUGGUAACGGACCACUGCAGAUCUCACUCCAACUCGUCCCUAAGAUGCUAAAACCUCUCGUCAAGGAGUGGAUACCUCAGGCAUUUGUUAUUUCUUUCAAGCUGGAAACAGACCCUAGCCUUCUUCUAAAGAAAGCAAAAGAAGCACUUGAAAAGUACAGCCAUCAGGUAAGUAUAUUACAUAUUCAGUUUAAACUACCCUGCAUAGAUUGCAUCGAUUAA
Molecule: messenger RNA, 985 nt
Organism: Lingula anatina
Lineage: Eukaryota; Metazoa; Brachiopoda; Lingulata; Lingulida; Lingulidae
Product: phosphopantothenate--cysteine ligase-like
Source: RefSeq, a predicted model, not a curated record